Messenger RNA from Orussus abietinus, 1839 nucleotides. RefSeq names its product UDP-galactose transporter senju (gene senju). Gene Ontology annotation, molecular function: UDP-galactose transmembrane transporter activity. Bases 181 to 1212 code for a protein of 343 amino acids. The record is from RefSeq and is a predicted model, not a curated record. The transcript has 6 exons. Gene Ontology annotation, biological process: pyrimidine nucleotide-sugar transmembrane transport. Gene Ontology annotation, cellular component: Golgi membrane. NCBI's taxonomy places the organism in Eukaryota, Metazoa, Arthropoda, Insecta, Hymenoptera, Orussidae.
AUGUCACCUAUGUUCGUGAGACGCACUCAAAGUCGGAUUUGUCCAGAUUUGUCCAAUCCGGUAUCUGCCGGUAUCAAAUAAACACCGACGGUGGAGACUGUAUUUGCCUCGUGUAGCGUGAAGUAUCGAAUAAAUGUUUAAUUUUCAUGGAUUUUCAGUGUUUAGAAGAAAAAACUCACAAUGAAUAUUAUAGAAUGGAAGAAACUAUUCCCCGAAAAUUGGAGCGCUGCAAUUUUCGUCUCCUAUAUGAUACUUUUUGUUAAUCAAGGGAUUUUAGUAAGGUGGUCGCAAGGAAAGGGAAGUACGUACGAAUAUAACACCGUUACAGUGGUUUUAUUAACUGAGGUUUUGAAAUUAGUUGUUUCCAUAAGUAUAUAUUGCCUUGGUAACGAUGUCAAAAACAUGUUUGUUGAAAUGGUCAAAUACAAAAAAGUAUUUUUAUUAUAUAUGAUCCCAUCCUUUCUGUAUUGUCUUUAUAACAAUCUGGCAUUUGUAAAUUUGGCUGUCUUCGAUCCUACCACUUAUUACCUAUUGUUGCAAUUCCGGGUUGUCAUCACAGGAAUUGUUUUUCAGAUGGUUUUUAAAAAGACACUCUCCACACGUCAAUGGAUUUCAUUGAUAUUAUUAACUGUUGGAUGCAUGGUGAAACAAUUUAAUGUAAACUUCCAAGUAUCAACUAUUGUGCCUGCUUUAGAAUUUAAUGUUAAUACAUUCUUCAUCUUUAUCCAGACUUUAUGCUCGUGCCUAGCUGGUGUUUACAAUGAAUACUUGCUAAAAGCCCAAGGAGCAAAUAUAAAUAUACUUCUUCAGAAUGCAUUCAUGUACACUGAUAGCGUCAUUUGCAACUUGGCAGUUCUAACUGCACAAGGUGACAUUCUUCAGAGCUUUGACAAUGUAGGACCCAGCAUAUUUUCCCGUCCUGAAGUUGUUUUGAUCAUGAUUAAUAAUGCAGCGAUAGGAAUCGUGACGAGCUUCUUCUUGAGGCACCUCAACUCGAUCUUAAAGACCUUUGCUAGUGCCUUAGAACUUGUCUUCACAGCGGUUCUGUGUUGGAUUAUUUUUGGCAUUCCAUUAGACGCAAACACAAUUAUUGCAAUUGCUAUAGUGAGUUACUCAAUAGUUCUGUACUCUCAAAGCCCAGUACAGAAUGUACAACAAAAUUCCGCAGUAGAGUUGGAUAUUCAAUCGGAGGACAGGAAGGUCCUUGUAUGAUCUGGUAACCUAAUAUUAAAGAUUUAUGCAGAGAUCUACGUGGUAAAAACUUAUGUUUUUGUAUCAUUUUGUUUACCAUUUUCAUCAUUGGACAAUGAACAGUUAUCUCAUGGGAGAGAUAAUGUAUCGUUCAAGGUAAUUAUCCAAAGAUAAUUUAUAAUUUUAUAAUACUAAUUCUAUCGAGCCUGUUAAACUGUGAAAUGUUUUUAGGUUCCAUGCAGGAAUUAGGAUAUAAUAUCACAUUGUGUCCAGAUAACGGAUUGUUAAUUGAAAGUCCAUAAGAGAUUUAUAGCUAAUUUAUGUGCUUUAAACUCAGAAAAUGUACAACAAUCCAAUUGUCAUAUCACAAACUAUUACUCAAUUUAAUCAUCUCAAAAAGUGUUAAAGGCUCAAUGGUAAUUAGUUGUCUUCACCCAUACUUUGGUAUUAAAAUGUUAAUACAUAAUUAACCCUGUGAAGUCCUAAUACGCAAACAUUUUUUAAGUUAGAUGAACAAUUUGAGACAAUUCUUGUGCCAAUUCCAAAUGAAAUUGAUGUUAAUCAAUUAGCAUCGUUAAGCUAAGAAAAACAAUUUCAUAUGUACUUUUACGUAAUAUCAAAGUAAAUAAUAAGAUAAAAAGAAAGAUG